UUUUUUUUUUUUGUUAUGGAGACUACUUGUCCUGUUUUAAGUGAUGGUACAUUAGCCAUUCACUGGAUCUUUAAUAUUUUUGGUCAAUGUGUUUAUGGAUGGCAAGAAUCAAUUAGUUUAUUGUUUGGCUAUCUUUCUAUUUUUUGUUGGCUCAAUGCACAAAUGCCUCAAGUGAUCAAAAACUACAGAUUGCGUGAUGCAGAAGGCCUUAGUUUUACUUUCCUGACUGUCUGGUUAGCGGGUGAUGUUGCCAAUUUCAUCGGUUGCAUUAUUACCGGCCAACUUCCUUUUCAACUUUAUCUAUCCAUUUAUUAUACCAUUAUCGAUACUAUCUUAUGCUUCCAAUGGCUUUAUUAUGUUAAAUACACUGACAAUCGCCUUCGCCGUUGGUUUGAUGGUCAAGAUGAAAUCAAGCCUACACCAACACCUCCUGUAGACAACGUCAUUGGUGAACGCAUUUAUACUACCUAUAGUACAGGUGGUGGAAAAGAAAUCAACGAGCAAUCUUCUCUUUUAGGUUCUUCACCUCAACCCAAGAAAUAUGUCACCAUGAUGCUCUUUUUUGGCUUCCUAACGCUCAAUGGCUUCACUUCCGAUGCUAGUCUGACGACACAAGAUAUGAUGAUCACAUCUCACCAUGAAGACAAGACUAUCUGGGUAGGCCGUUUUUUUGCCUGGCUCUGUACUUUUCUCUACCUUUCAUCUCGUUUACCUCAAAUCUAUCAAAACUUUCGUCGUCGCUCUGUAGAAGGAUUGUCGAUGGCUUUAUUCUUUUUUGCUGCCAUGGGAAAUUUGACCUAUGUACUCGGUGUCUUUACCAAUCCUCAUGCUACUCGUGCUACUAUGUUAGAAGCUGUUCCCUUUCUUAUCGGUAGUGCAGGCACACUUAUCUUUGAUGCUACUAUUUUUGGUCAAUAUGCUAUGUUUAACAAGAACAGACCUCACCAAGAAACACCUGUUUAGAGAUAUACCCCCAUUCCUCCUUAUUUUUUUGUACAUACACACCUUAUAUAUACCA
Gilbertella persicaria is the source of this 1018-nucleotide messenger RNA. RefSeq names its product PQ loop repeat-domain-containing protein. Lineage: Eukaryota; Fungi; Mucoromycota; Mucoromycetes; Mucorales; Choanephoraceae. The transcript has 4 exons. The record is from RefSeq and is a predicted model, not a curated record. The coding region runs from base 16 to 963 and encodes 315 amino acids.